AUGCCCUCAGCAACAGCUUCUGGUGCUGAUGCCAAGGGGAACGGGACAGCAAAAAAUCGGGAUCAUAAUCAAGGGAACCAAGACAGGACAUACACACUCGAUCAGAAGGCCGCCGUUAUACGUGUACGAAGAUGCCAGCCGACGGCGUUUUACGAAAUUUUGGGCCUGGAGACUGUCAAAACCACGGUCACAGAUACGGAGAUAAAGAAGGCGUAUAGGAAGAUGAGUCUGCUGACGCAUCCGGAUAAGAAUGGACAUGAACACGCAGACGAGGCAUUUAAGAUGGUGAGUAGGGCCUUUGGAGUGCUAGGUGACAAAGAAAAGAGAACGAAAUACGAUAAAUACGGCGGGGAUCCAGAUAGUAGAUUUGGAGGAGGAUCGGCACCGCAGAAUCCGUUCUCCGGAUUUGGUCAACGGGCGUCGAGAGGGCCGGGAGGAGCAGCUGGUGGUGGAUCGAUGUGGGAGGAGGAGAUAAGCCCGGAAGAGAUGUUCCAAAGAUUCUUCAGUGGCGGGAUGGGAGGAGGUGGGUUUGGACCCUUCGGUGGUGGUGGAAUGUUUGAUAAUGGACCGGGAUUUGUCUUCAACUUAAAUGGCGGCCCUGGUGUUAGGGUGCACCAGUUUGGAGGAGCCAGGCCUCGAAGGAGACCGCGAGAUCCGAAUGCGCCAGAAGAACCUGCACCUUCGCUGCAAAGUAUCUUGACGGGGAUUUUACCACUCCUACUCAUUUUCAUUCUGCCGCUGCUAUCCUCUAUCUUCUCCGAUUCGGAUUCGUCAAGCAGAGGCCCUACAAUGAUAUUUGAUGGUCCCGAACCACCACAGACCUUGGCUCGCCAUUCAAGGAACUAUAAAGUCGAAUACUGGGUUAAUCCCGUUGAAGUGGAAAAUUUUACACCUCGAAAUUUCCAAUCACUAGAUCAGAACGCGGAUAUCCAGUAUGUCCAAGAGCUGAGGAUCCACUGUGCCCAAGAGGAGGAGGCUAGGAAUAGGUUGGUCCAAGAGGGCCAGGGAUGGUUCUUCCAAGAUGCAAACAAGAUAAACAAAGCGCGCUCGAUGGAGAUGAGGAACUGCAAGAGGUUAUCGGAAUUAGGGCAGAGAAGGUCUUGA
Venustampulla echinocandica is the source of this 1104-nucleotide messenger RNA. Its product is annotated as Chaperone J-domain-containing protein. Gene Ontology annotation, cellular component: endoplasmic reticulum membrane. The transcript is spliced from 2 exons. NCBI's taxonomy places the organism in Eukaryota, Fungi, Ascomycota, Leotiomycetes, Helotiales, Pleuroascaceae. Gene Ontology annotation, molecular function: Hsp70 protein binding. The record is from RefSeq and is a predicted model, not a curated record. Gene Ontology annotation, biological process: cellular response to misfolded protein. Bases 1 to 1104 code for a protein of 367 amino acids.